AGGCGAGCCUCAUCUCCGUGUGGUUAUUGGAAGAAGCCCGUGUCACGUGACCAGGAACGUCAACGAUUCAAUGGCAGCCUACUGUUUUGUAAAUUAACACAAGGGACAGCUGCAUAAAAUACUGUUUUAAACGACAGAAUCGCAUUUCUAAGCAUCGCAUGUAGGUUUCAGCCAAUCCGUGAGUUCGGCCGUGCCUUUGUUGAGGCGAUUGGAUGACGCCCAUACUGGCAUCGAUGAAUAAAAACUACUCCAUCAAUAAUAUGGCUAUUUUUCAGAUAUCUCAUAGACCGCUGAAGACAACAUGGGCUCAGGUAACAGAGGUUUCCUGGAUCAUCACUGGUAAAGGCUCUGAGGUGAACGACAACCAGUGUACCAGUGUUGGGGACACGUUUAACCCCUUCAACAUGGAAGCUGGGAACUCCAGUUGUUCCCGUGACAACGCUCUGAGUUGUGAGGUGGGAGACCUGACGAACAGACAGGGGACAGUCAGCCUGACACACAGACAGCUGUACACCGACACCAGCAUACAACUGGCUGGGGACUACACAGUGGUCCACAGGUCCCUGGUCCUGAGGAGCGGCAGCGAUGUCUUCGCGUGUGCCGUCAUUCUUCCAGAAUCCCCCUGGGCAGAGCAGACCUUCCCCAACGUCAUGUCUUUCAGCAGAUAUGACUUCCGCAAUAGGGUGGCAGAGGUCCUAGAGGUGAACAUGUCCAGGGUCACCAUCCUUCCAGGGUCUCCUCUGACCACAGUGGACGGACCAUGCCAGAAAGUCAGCUUCCUUGUCUCAGGGGAGGUGAGUACGGACAAGAUGAACUCUAUCAAAGACAGUGAGAAGAUGGGCAUCUUCAAGCAGACAGAAGGUUGCUCAAGAAGUUCUGGACAACUGCUGGAGCCUGGGAGAUAUCUGGUGAUGUUGACGAUAGCUGCAGCCUACUUCCUACACUCUCUGAUCCAGCAGUAGUUUAUACUGUAGAUCUAGGUUUGCAUCCCAAAUGGCACCCUAUUCCCCAUAUAGUGCACUACUUCUGACCAGAGACUUUUAAAACAUUUUAUUUUUUAUUUCACCUUUAUUUAACCAGGUUUGCCAGUUGA
Molecule: messenger RNA, 1093 nt
Organism: Salmo salar (Atlantic salmon)
Lineage: Eukaryota; Metazoa; Chordata; Actinopteri; Salmoniformes; Salmonidae
Biological process (GO): superoxide metabolic process
Molecular function (GO): metal ion binding
Source: RefSeq, a predicted model, not a curated record